GGACAAACAGGAUGACGGAGUACUUAUCUUUCACUGGGCAAAGAGGGAUGCACAGUCUGUGAGAAUGGUCUGAACUCCAGAUCUAUUAUAUCCUGAAGAUGAAGCCUGACCCUGAACUGUGAGCCAGAGGACAUCGCAGGUCAAGGCGACCGCACAAGCCUGAGCAGCAGGGAAACACACGACUGCCUAUGAAGCGAGCCAAGGGACUUGCUUAACUGUGGAAGUACAACGUGCUGACGGAUUACAGGCACUUUCAGUCAAGAGCAACACCUGGCUAGAGUAUUUCAGCCCACACCCAGGAAAUGAACUCCCCGUAAGCAGGACCAUCAAAAGUGCCCCCCCCAGCCCCCAACCUGUGGGCCCUGGUGAUCAUGCUGGCUGUGUCCCCUGAGGAAGCCAGAGCAGAGCCCCUAGUCACACACCAGCUGGCCACAGUGACAGAUCCCACCACUAGAUGCCCUCGCUGGCACCCGACGCCUCGGGCCUCAUUAACGGCUCUGCAGCAGGGGGAGGUGGCGAGUUGCACUGGGCCUCGCUGCUCAUCAUUGUCGUCAUCCUCCCCACCAUUGGGGGCAAUAUUCUGGUCAUUCUGGCAGUCUCCUUGGAGAAGAAGCUGCAGAACGCCACUAACUACUUCCUAAUGUCGCUGGCGGUGGCUGACCUGCUGGUGGGGCUGCUGGUGAUGCCCAUCGCCCUGGUCACCGUGCUCUUCAACUCUGGCUGGCCCCUCCCAGAGUUCCUCUGCCCCAUCUGGCUAUUCCUGGACGUGCUGUUCUCCACCGCCUCCAUCAUGCACCUGUGCGCCAUCUCUCUGGACCGCUAUGUCGCCAUCAAGAGGCCCAUCCAGCACAGCCAGUUCAAGUCCAGGGCCAAAGCGAUGAUGAAAAUCGCUGUGGUGUGGCUCAUAUCAAUCGGUAUAGCAAUACCCAUCCCCAUCAUCGGGCUGAGGAACUCCUCUCUUCCAAAUAACAUCACGUUCAGCGACAGCCAUGCGUGCGUGCUCAAGCCCGACAGCUUCCAUGACUUCAUCGUGUUUGGCUCACUGGCGGCGUUCUUCAUACCGCUCACCAUCAUGAUGGUCAUCUACCUGCUCACCAUCCUCGUGUUGAGAAAGAAAGCCUAUCGUCUCAGGGCCAGGGUGUCCCACUGCCUCAGCAGACACACUAUCUCCUCCGUCCUCCAGAAGGAGUUACCUAAGGAACCAUGGUCAGGGAGGGCAGCGGGGCUGGACAGCCCCUGGAGCAAGCAGACGUCCAGCCAUGGGGGCCAGGAUAUCAGGGACGAGGUGCCUAUCCGAAGGAUGUCAACCAUGGGCAAGAAAUCCAUGCAGAACCUCAGCACUGAACAGAGGGCCUCUAAGGUCCUGGGGAUCGUCUUUUUGCUCUUCGUGGUCAUGUGGUGCCCCUUCUUCAUCACCAACAUCACCUCUGUCCUUUGCCACAGCUGUGACAAGAAUGUCGUAGGCAGGCUGAUGGAGAUCUUCGUCUGGGUGGGCUACGUCUCCUCAGGCAUAAACCCCUUGGUCUACACCCUGUUUAACAAAACCUUCCGACAGGCUUUUAGCCGCUACAUCACAUGUGACUAUGGCAGCGCACGCCCCCCCAGGGCGGCCCACCAGAGCCACGGUAAGAUCUCCUUCCACUCUUCCGUGGCUGAGAACUCCAAGCUGUUCAUGAAGAAUGGCAUAAACUCGACAUACCAGAGCCCACUCCGGCGGCGACCAGUACCCACAGCCCCCUCCCCCACCAUCCUGCUGGACACUCUGCCUCUCAAAGAGAUCGGCAGCAAAGCAGAAGAACAGGUCAGCUACCUGUAGCUUUCAGAAGGCAAUAACAGGAUACAAACUGAGCCUUACAGUUCUAGGGAAUGGCAAGCAGACGAUGGAACAGAUUCACCAAGAAAUUAAACGAUACUAAGAGUAUCGUCUCAAGAAACAAAUAAAAUGUAUGCUUUUCCCAGAGGGCACGGUGCCUAGCCAGGGCCCUUUGACAGCAGCUCUAUAAGCUCUGGAUGUGGAUUUAUAUCACCACAAUUAAUUCAUUUUUCUGGUGUAACCUUCCUGCCUUCCUCAGUGCUCUGGGCAGUGGGUUCAGACACCACAGGAGUAAUCCUGACACUAAGGGGGCCUCCGCCAAUCUGUAACAGCCUUGCCGGGUUACAAAUAUCAAAUCUAUAGAAUCAGAGAUAAGUGCAAACAUGCUUUUACAAAUAAUGCAUAUGGUAAAAUAUACAGCACACAAGAUGGUCCAAAAAAAUAAAAAAGCAUAUGUUCUUAGAAGAAAAAAUUUAACAAAUUGUAUAAUAAUUUCACUUUUAUUGUCAACAUAAACAUCAUCUUGGGUUUCCUUGCACUGUAUUCAGCAGUGGUCACUGUACCUUAUCAUAAAAAGUGGCCUCCAAGGGGAGUUUAUGGGUUAAGUCAGUUUCAAAUUAAGAAAUCCAAACAAACUUCCAGACAUGUUUACGGAGUCCAUGUUUUCAAAGCCAGAACACUGAUGUCACACAUUACUACUCAUGCAAGAUGUU
Molecule: messenger RNA, 2526 nt
Organism: Brienomyrus brachyistius
Lineage: Eukaryota; Metazoa; Chordata; Actinopteri; Osteoglossiformes; Mormyridae
Gene: htr2b
Product: 5-hydroxytryptamine (serotonin) receptor 2B, G protein-coupled
Exons: 4
Coding region: 455-1816 (453 amino acids)
Biological process (GO): heart development; regulation of behavior; chemical synaptic transmission
Cellular component (GO): dendrite; plasma membrane
Molecular function (GO): G protein-coupled serotonin receptor activity; neurotransmitter receptor activity
Source: RefSeq, a predicted model, not a curated record